ACACUCUGCGAUUGUGUGCCCGAUAAUUUUCAUCAUCCGCUGAUGAACAUUUCAACAUUUGCGACCCUCAACAACAACCGCGACUACUAACCAACAACAGCGAGGGAUAAUCCGAUAGGUCUCAGACGCAUUUUCACUUUGCGCUCUUGAGCUAUUUAAUUCCUCCUUCCUUCUCUUCUUUCCACAUUCAUUUUCUUCACCCCACGAACCAACCGUGGUGACGAUCCGGAAAGAUGUCGUCCUUCGAGUCUGUUGUCGUCAUUGAUGGCAAGGGUCACCUUCUUGGUCGACUCGCCAGUAUCGUCGCGAAGCAGCUCCUCAGCGGUCAGAAGAUCGUCGUGGUCCGUUCCGAGGCCCUAAACAUCUCGGGCGAAUUCUUCCGCGCGAAGCUCAAGUACCAUGCCUACCUUCGCAAGAUGACCCGAUACAACCCUACCCGAGGUGGUCCCUUCCACUUCCGUGCCCCGUCAAGGAUCUUCUACAAGGCCGUCCGCGGCAUGAUUCCCCACAAGACUGCCCGAGGCGCCGCCGCGCUGGAACGACUUAAGGUCUUCGAGGGUGUCCCUCCCCCCUACGACAAGCAGAAGAAGAUGGUUGUUCCCCAGGCCCUACGUGUUCUCCGGCUACAGCCCGGCCGAAAGUUCUGCGCUGUUGGCCGUCUAAGCCACGAAGUUGGCUGGAAGUACCAGAAUGUUGUUGAGAGACUCGAGGAGCGCAGAAAGGCAAAGGGUGCCGCAUACUACGAGCGCAAGAAGCUGGCGGAGCGACAACUGUCGGAGGCCAAGAAGAACGCCAACGUCGACAGCAAGACGGCCGAGGCUCUCAAGUCUUACGGCUACUAAUUGUUCCUUCAUCCUUCUGCAUUUUUUUCCGGGUAACCAAAACAAACAAAUACCAGGACAACUCCG
Molecule: messenger RNA, 908 nt
Organism: Daldinia caldariorum
Lineage: Eukaryota; Fungi; Ascomycota; Sordariomycetes; Xylariales; Hypoxylaceae
Product: 60S ribosomal protein l16
Exons: 5
Coding region: 234-842 (202 amino acids)
Biological process (GO): negative regulation of translation; translation
Cellular component (GO): ribosome; cytosolic large ribosomal subunit
Molecular function (GO): mRNA binding; structural constituent of ribosome
Source: RefSeq, a predicted model, not a curated record